Messenger RNA from Pundamilia nyererei, 2136 nucleotides. It is a transcript of the gene ihha, whose product is annotated as Indian hedgehog signaling molecule a. The transcript is spliced from 4 exons. The record is from RefSeq and is a predicted model, not a curated record. Gene Ontology annotation, molecular function: patched binding; calcium ion binding. Lineage: Eukaryota; Metazoa; Chordata; Actinopteri; Cichliformes; Cichlidae. Gene Ontology annotation, biological process: protein autoprocessing; smoothened signaling pathway; cell fate specification. Bases 500 to 1792 code for a protein of 430 amino acids.
CUGGAAAGCUGCAGCUUGUUGCACGCCGGCAGCAUAUGGAGAGGAAAAGCCUUCAAUCCAGAGAGGGCACCAACCAAAGAGCAGGCAAAAGUGGCUGCUGUUAUGACAGUUUCCCAGAGGAAAAGAAAGAGGGGGAGAGAAACCACAACACUGCAACUUGGAUAUCAGUAACCGCUCUCUCUCUUUAACUCUCUCACCCACCAAAUCGACUUUGAACCUGUUUGUUUAAAAUGCACGGACUUUACAGCCUGCACACUUACUGUUGAUUCUGUAAGGCGGUGCGAGCGAAGUUUCUCAAUACAGGGUCGAUGUUCUGGAAAAGCUAGAAACUUUUUGGUAUCCAAAUGGUGCCCCGUGCAGCCGAGGUGCUGAGCUUCUUUUAUCCGAGUUUUUCGGACGUGGAUUUGCAACUGUCACGGACGAUGGAGUCGGUAGCCAAACCGCGGAGGUACUGAAGACAUCUCUCUCCCCCGGGAGAGUCCUCCCUCCCCCCGGGGCGAUGCGGAUCUCCUUCCUCCUUCUCACCGCCUCUCUGUGUGCCUUGGUCCUCCUCCUCCUCGCACCUGCCUCGGAGGGCUGCGGGCCGGGGAGGGGGUACGGCAAAAGGCGGCUCCCGAAAAAGCUCAUCCCGCUUGCCUACAAGCAGUUCAGCCCAAACGUCGCCGAGAAGACCCUAGGAGCCAGCGGGCGUCCCGAGGGAAAGAUAACACGCAACUCCGAGCGCUUUAAAGAGCUGACGCCAAACUACAAUACAGACAUAAUCUUUAAAGAUGAGGAGGACACGGGCGCCGACAGGCUAAUGACCCAGCGGUGUAAAGACAAGCUAAAUUCUCUGGCCAUCUCUGUGAUGAACAUGUGGCCAGGUGUGAAGUUGAGAGUGACGGAGGGCUGGGAUGAGGAUGGUCAUCAUUCAGAGGACUCAUUGCAUUAUGAGGGGCGUGCUGUCGACAUCACCACAUCAGACAGGGACAGGAAUAAGUAUGCUAUGUUGGCUCGCUUGGCUGUAGAAGCUGGAUUUGACUGGGUCUAUUACGAGUCCAAAGCCCACAUUCACUGUAGCGUCAAGUCAGAACACUCUGUGGCAGCCAAAACCGGUGGUUGUUUCCCUGGUGACGCUCAGGUUGUCGUUGAAGGUGGUGCUGCUAAACAGAUGCGUGACCUCCUCCCUGGUGAUCGGGUCUUGGCUUCCUCAACAGCAGACGGCCAUGGUCCUUUUCUCUACAGCCCAGUCCUAUCCUUUCUGGACCGCCAGCCCAAUGCCUCAAAGAUCUUUUAUGUUAUUGGGACUAAUGCAGGAUUCAAUAUUACUCUCACAGCUGCUCACCUGAUCUUUGUCACAGACUGCACUGCUGGGCUGAAUCAGCAAGAGGAAGAGCCGUUAUCGGGUUCCACGUGGGAAGGCAGGCCUAGAUGGGGAGUAGGUCAGAGGACGGUUUUUGCCAGCGAGGUCCAGCCAGGACAGUGUGUGUUUACAUCGGCAGGGGAAGUGAAGUCGCAGCCAAAACUUUCAGUUGUGACCUUUGUGAGCGAGCAGAGGAGCAUUGGCUUGUAUGCCCCACUCACCCAGCAUGGGUCUAUAGUGGUAAAUGGUGUAUUGGCAUCUUGUUAUGCUGCUGUGGACAGUCACCAUUUGUCCCACUGGGCCCUGGCCCCACUACGACUCUUCUACAGCCUGAUUGGGCCAUCAGAAGCACAGAAUGAUGGGCUGCACUGGUACCCUUGGCUUCUACAUUGGCUAGGGAAAAUGCUGCUGGAUACUACACACUUCCACCCCUGGUCUGUUGAACAAUGACAUAGAUAAGAGGCGCAGAGACAUGUUUCACCACGAUGUCUUCUUUCAGUUAACACUAGUAUGGAGCACUAGAACGCAAAGCACAACAACCUUUCUUUUCACAAGAAAUCAACUGAGGGACCACCAAAGGCAAUUCAUUUUAUAAUGUAAAUAUGUUUUGUAGUAACUCCACUUGCCUGUAUUUGCUGUACUUCAACAAGUUCUUUUGUUGUUCAUGCAAACGAGAUAUAGAGAGAAAAUGAGACAGGACACAUUAUUCUAGUAACAGAAAUAUGGAAAAAUAGUAUUUCUAGUUUUAUUCAUUUCCAAAAAAAUGUAAUAGACAUGAAAAAAAUCUGAUUUCU